This is a messenger RNA of Ctenocephalides felis (cat flea), 823 nucleotides long. RefSeq names its product nuclear transcription factor Y subunit beta (gene Nf-YB). Lineage: Eukaryota; Metazoa; Arthropoda; Insecta; Siphonaptera; Pulicidae. Gene Ontology annotation, molecular function: protein heterodimerization activity; RNA polymerase II cis-regulatory region sequence-specific DNA binding; DNA-binding transcription activator activity, RNA polymerase II-specific. The record is from RefSeq and is a predicted model, not a curated record. Gene Ontology annotation, cellular component: CCAAT-binding factor complex; nucleus. Bases 117 to 752 code for a protein of 211 amino acids. Gene Ontology annotation, biological process: regulation of transcription by RNA polymerase II. The transcript has 5 exons.
CUUAUUAAGCAUUAUAAGUAUUAUACAUUAUAAUUUGACAAGUUUCUAAAGUUAGAUUCUGGAAGUGAGUUUAUAAUAAUUGUUUGCAAAAUAAUUGCAAGAUAUAAGUCUAAAAAAUGUAUAAAGUGGAAACGAAUGAUGGCGAAGAAUUAGAGUCUGCAUUUUUAUCUGAGCCUUACGUAUUACAUGAAGGAUUAACAGGAUUCGAUGAAGGAGCAGAUAAUACAGAUGAUUCGAGUCAGGGUCACUUAGAUAAAUCCAAUGCCCCCCUUCGAGAACAAGACAGAUUUUUGCCUAUUGCAAAUAUAGCAAAAAUUAUGAAGAAAUCCAUACCAGAAAAUAGCAAAAUGAUUCAAAACAAAAUAGCUAAAGAUGCCAGGGAAUGUGUUCAAGAAUGUGUGUCAGAGUUCAUUUCAUUUAUAACAUCGGAAGCCAGUGAUAGAUGCCAAGUUGAAAAACGGAAAACUAUAAAUGGAGAAGAUAUUUUAUUUGCUAUGUCAGCUUUGGGAUUUGAUAAUUAUGUAGAACCCUUGAAAUUGUAUCUCCAAAAAUAUCGAGAGUCUGCAAAAGGAGAAAAAAGUUAUCCGACAGAUAUUAAUUAUGAUGAUAUUGCUUCUGAAGAUUACGGAGCAUCACCUGGAACUUCAGCUAAAGAUAAUUUACAGGAUUCCUCACAAUCAGAUCAAGUAGUUUUCACUUAUCAAGAUGUAACUGUGGACGGAAUAACCAACACAUAUCACAUUAAUCAGUAACUUUUUAGAAUAUAGAUAAAUUAUUUAUUAUGUAUAAUGUUAACAUAUCAGUUUUUCAUUUCAAAUAAAAA